Magnolia sinica is the source of this 1952-nucleotide messenger RNA. RefSeq names its product polyamine oxidase 1. Bases 104 to 1597 code for a protein of 497 amino acids. Gene Ontology annotation, molecular function: polyamine oxidase activity. Gene Ontology annotation, biological process: polyamine catabolic process. The transcript has 10 exons. NCBI's taxonomy places the organism in Eukaryota, Viridiplantae, Streptophyta, Magnoliopsida, Magnoliales, Magnoliaceae. The record is from RefSeq and is a predicted model, not a curated record.
ACUGCAAGGGCACUAUCGUCAAGAAGCCAAUAUAAAAAGCUCCCGCUAAUACCCAUCUUUCUGCCUAUUUACAAUCUCUCUCUCUCUCUCUCUCUCUCACUCCAUGGAUUCCACCACUAACUGUUCCGUCAUCGUUGUCGGAGCUGGGAUUUCAGGUAUUUCGGCUGCGAAGGUGUUGGCGGAGAACGGGGUGGAGGAUCUGGUGAUUCUAGAAGCGUCGGAUCGUAUCGGGGGUAGGAUUCGUAAAGAGGAUUUCGGUGGAUUGAAUGUGGAGACCGGUGCGGGUUGGAUCCAAGGCGUUGGUGGGAAAGAAUCCAACCCCGUUUGGGAACUCGCCUGCAAAUCCGGCCUUCGUACCUGCUUCUCCGAUUACAGCAAUGCCAGAUACAACAUCUACGAUCAGAGCGGAAAGAUCUUCCCUAGCAGAGUCGCAGCUGAUUCGUACGACAGAGCAGUGGAGUCUGCGGUUCGUGCUCUGAGGAAUCAGGAGGCGAAGCUCCGAGGCGUCUCAGCAAUGGCGGAUCCGCCCUUAGUCCCAUCGACUCCGAUUGAGCUGGCCAUCGAUUUCAUUCUCCACGAUUUCGAGAUGGCGGAAGUGGAGCCGAUUGCAACCUAUACAGAUUUGGGGGAACGAGAAUUUUUAGUUGCAGACGAAAGAGGGUACGAGUUUUUGCUGCAUAAGAUGGCAGAAAGCUUCCUUUCCUCAAAGGAUGGAAAUACCGUAGAUAGUCGUCUCAAGCUCAACAAGGUUGUUCGGGAAGUACAUUACUCGAGAAACGGCGUUACAUUGAUUACGGAGGACAGUUGCGUCUUCAAGGCGAAAUACGUCAUUUUGUCCGUUAGCGUUGGUGUCCUCCAAAGCGAUCUCAUUCAAUUUUCCCCCUGCUUGCCUAAAUGGAAAACAGAGGCUAUAUCGAAGCUGGAUAUUAUCGUUUAUACGAAGAUCUUUCUAAAGUUCCCCUACAAGUUCUGGCCUUGCGGGCCCGGCACCGAGUUCUUCCUUUACGCCCACGAGAAACGAGGAUACUACACCUUUUGGCAGCACAUGGAGAACGCGUACCCUGGGUCAAACAUUCUGGUAGUGACUUUGACGAAUGAGGAAUCGAAGCGAGUGGAGUCGCAGGGAGAGGAGGAGACUUUGAAAGAGGCAAUGGGAGUUGUGAGGGACAUGUUUGGGCCCCACGUCCCUGAUGCCAUCCAGAUACUCGUCCCCAAGUGGUGGAACAACCGCUUCCAGCGGGGUAGCUACAGCAACUACCCCAUCAUCGCCACCCAACACGACUUCAGAGACGUCAAGGCUCCAGUGGGACCUAUCUUUUUCACUGGGGAGCACACCAACGAGAGAUUCAACGGUUACGUCCACGGCGGUUACCUCUCAGGAAUCGAUACAAGUAAUGCAGUUUUGGAAGCAAUGAGGAAGGACAAGGAAAAAAAUCGUGGGACCCGUUUGAAAAAUCCAUUCCUCCAGCCUUUGCUGGCCUUGACAGAGUCGUUGAGCCUCACACAGCAAGAUGCAGUCUCCCGUCUCCAGAAAUGGGAUGUGGCCCGCCAGCUCUUCCUCAGUGGGAAGCUAGUCAUCCAAGAAGCUAUCAAAUGACUCGUGCACCACUCCGUCUUGGUCAAAUUCAAAUCUUCCAUUGCCAUUGUUGUAACCACACCCUUGGAAUUGAUUAAGGGAUGGGUGGACCGCCUUAUACCACUGAAGAAGGCUGAAAGAGGGAAAGAUGGCGUGCGUGGGGCCGAGCCCUAGGGUCAUAGCACAAGCAUGCAUGCACAUGAGAAGGAAAGAAGGAUUUGGGUGCCAUUGUUUUCAUGUGAUUCUUAUUCCUAGGGCGGUGGAAGUGGUGGGGGCGGCUCGACGUGGAGAUAUUUGUUUUUUUGUGUAGAUUUGCAAUGCAAGGGGAGAAAAUUGACCCUGUUAUGUGCCUUCUUCAACACGUCUUUGUUCAUAA